Molecule: messenger RNA, 636 nt
Organism: Encephalitozoon intestinalis ATCC 50506
Lineage: Eukaryota; Fungi; Microsporidia; Unikaryonidae
Exons: 1
Coding region: 1-636 (211 amino acids)
Source: RefSeq, a predicted model, not a curated record
AUGGAAAAGUUCUCUAAAUACAAUGAUCCUCUUUCUGGAAUCAAUCCGUUUGUUGAAAUCAAGAAAAAACCUCUCUCAAUCCUUGACUAUCUCAAAGCAAUCCUGAAGAUACCUCUUGUCCCUCUUCUUUUAGGGACGAGAAUAAAUGUUGUUCAACUUCUUGUCAGAAUCAAGUCCAACAAAAUUGAACGCCCUAAGGUCCUAGCAGCCAAUGCAUCUUCUCUCCUUGACAUCUUUGUUCUGAAAUAUCUUACGGGAAUCAAAAACUUCUAUUAUGUCACCGAGUCUGGUUUUGUAGAUGCUAGGACCGGCCACUUCUGUGUGAAAACCAUUGAACCUUGUGUAUUAUUUCCCGAGGGAUGUCGGACAAACAACCGGGCUGUACUCCAAUUUGCCCGAGACAUUAAGGUUGACCAUGUCUGUGGAAUAAAGUAUAGCAAGGAAUGCAUAGACAUGUACGGAAAUCCCAUAUGGUUUAUUCUCAGACUUCUUGCAUCAGGUGGAACAGUCGACAUCAACUUCAGGAAAAGUAAUGACUUGAGUGAUAUUUGCAAACUCUCUGGACUUCCACAGGUAAAGUGGGCAUCCAAAGAUAAGGACAGGUUUGUAGAGGAGUUUGUUAAGAAAUCAGAAUAA